Messenger RNA from Mesocricetus auratus (golden hamster), 1086 nucleotides. It is a transcript of the gene Hs3st6, whose product is annotated as heparan sulfate-glucosamine 3-sulfotransferase 6. Gene Ontology annotation, molecular function: [heparan sulfate]-glucosamine 3-sulfotransferase activity. The record is from RefSeq and is a predicted model, not a curated record. NCBI's taxonomy places the organism in Eukaryota, Metazoa, Chordata, Mammalia, Rodentia, Cricetidae.
CCCGGCGCCCUCGGGCUGAGCGUGAGACAGUCGGGAUGCGCGUCUGUCUGCGAUCCCGGCUCCCAGGCCUGGGCGCUGCGCGACCCCAUGGCAGGGCCGCUGUCCACCUGUCGCCCGCACCCCUGCACCGGUUCCCGCGUCCGCGGAGCCGCCCCACGCCUCCCGCCGUCUGGGAGCGCCAGGUCUGCCGGUGGCCAGCGGCCCGGGACGCGGCGCUUCCCGCAGGCGCUCAUCGUGGGUGUGAAGAAAGGCGGCACGCGCGCGUUGCUGGAGUUCCUGCGGCUGCACCCUGACGUCCGUGCACUUGGCUCUGAACCCCACUUCUUCGACAGGUGCUACGACCGUGGGCUCGCCUGGUACCGGGGUCUGAUGCCACGUACCCUGGAUGGGCAGAUCACCAUGGAGAAGACCCCCAGCUACUUUGUGACUCAGGAGGCUCCCCGCCGAAUCCACAACAUGUCCCCAGACACCAAGCUGAUUGUGGUGGUGCGGAACCCUGUGACCCGGGCCAUCUCUGAUUAUGCCCAGACACUCUCCAAGACCCCAGGCCUGCCUAGCUUCCGUGCCCUGGCCUUCCGCCAUGGCCUGGGUCCUGUGGACACAGCCUGGAGUGCUGUGCGUAUUGGCCUCUAUGCCCAGCACUUGGACAACUGGCUACGAUACUUCCCUCUGUCCCACUUCCUGUUUGUCAGCGGAGAGCGCCUGGUCACUGAUCCAGCUGGUGAAGUGGGCCGGGUACAGGACUUCUUGGGCCUCAAACGGGUUGUCACUGACAAGCACUUCUACUUCAAUGCUACCAAGGGCUUCCCCUGCCUCAAAAAGGCCCAGGGCAGUGGCCGCCCCCGCUGCCUGGGUAAAUCCAAGGGCCGGCCUCACCCCCAAGUGCCAGAGGCUGUGGUUCAGCGCCUUCAGGCUUUCUACCGGCCCUUCAACCGAAAGUUCUACCAGAUGACUGGCCAGGACUUUGGCUGGGACUGAUCAAACUCAGCUUUUCCCUGGAUACCCAGUAACUUUAAUUAUGUCUGUCUGCCUGGCUAAGUGUAGAGAGAGUAUUUAAGAAAUAAACCCCAGAUCUGUUUUCUUCCA